AUGGAGCGGUCCAGCCACCCCGGCUUCCAGGACCAGAGACUUCUCCUCCCAGGAGCACCCCAGGUCCACCGGAUUGAGUUGCCCGGGCUGGAGGUGAACCUGAGACUCGUGUGGCUGGACCUUCGGGAAACGAAAGAGAAGAUCCCUUUGGUGAGAGGCUUUGAGGAGUUUGCUGGAGGAGGGUACAAUGUCUUCGAGAUCCACUCGCUCAUGGUGGCCCCGGCUUUGACCAGGAAUAUCUUGCUCCUUUUCCACAGUGUCAACUACUACUUUAUCAACAACCAGGGCCACCACAUCAAAGGCCUUGCUGUCAUGCAUUGAAUGACACACCUAUGAAUGAAGGGUGCCCUCCUCUUCAUCAUUUCCUUGAUCAUCGCUGGCUGGGCCUUUGUUAACUGCAUUCUGUCCAACAAGGAGGAGAUCUUCGGGAUCAGGAUCCCCCCACAGGUCCUGGCUGACCUGGCCCACAUUGUCAUCAAGUCCUAUGAGGAGGGUGUCAGUGACUAUGGGCUUCUCUUUCUGGUAGAUCUUAUCUGCUGCGAUACCAUCCUUUUUCCUGUGGUCUGGUCCAUCCAACAUCUGGCACCAAGGAAGGGUGAGGACCCCUCAAUGGCAGUGAACCUGGCCAAGCUGAAGCUGUUUCGGCAUUACUAUGUCAUGAUCAUCUGUUGCAUCUACUUCACGAGGAUCAUCGCUAUCCUGCUGUGGGUUGCCAUGCCCUUCCAGUGGCAGUGGCUGUACCAGCUCUUGCUUGAGGACUCCACUCUCACCUUCUCCUUACUCACCACAGGUUACAAGUGCUGCAGUCAGGCAACAACCUCUGCAAGUUUUCAGGGUGGAGUGGGGUGGGACUUGGACAGCUCUGGGGACAGGGCCUGGCACCCAUGA
Messenger RNA from Myotis myotis, 888 nucleotides. RefSeq names its product G protein-coupled receptor 108 (gene GPR108). The record is from RefSeq and is a predicted model, not a curated record. Gene Ontology annotation, biological process: transport. Gene Ontology annotation, cellular component: Golgi apparatus; membrane. NCBI's taxonomy places the organism in Eukaryota, Metazoa, Chordata, Mammalia, Chiroptera, Vespertilionidae. The transcript has 12 exons.